UCCUUGUGCCUUCUCCCUCGCGACGACGCGCUCUCGUCCCCCUCCGCCUGCGCGCACCGCCUCAAGCCUUGGUCUUGGCGUGCCCAAUCCCCCACCUCGUCCUCCUAACGCUUGUCCCCGCCCGCUCCCCACCCUGAUCUACCUGUCUCUACCCUUACCUCUUCCAUUUCUACUUCUCCCCGUUGCUGCUCUGCUCCUGCUGCCACAAGAGUAUUCGCCUUCAAUCGUUGCUCGUGCCUGUGAUUUCGUGCUGCACGCCGACUUGUUUGUCGUUUUCGCUGUCGUCUUCUGUUGGAUCGGAUUUGUCUGGAUCGCUUCCGAGAUCGGAUCUAUGCUGUUGCGGGUCAGCAUCAGUGGCGCAGCGUGGUUGUACGUUUGCUGUGUUGCUGUAUCACUCUGCGUCUCUGCAAGUGCUAAACCAGUCACUUUAUGGACGGUGGUUCCUGUGGUCUCGAGGGAGCGUCGGUAGUGACAUCUACUACCAGCGCUGGUAUUCAGCUUCUGCCAGAGAAGCACUACGCCGAUGAAGCUUGUGGAGCCAUGGCGAGCAGUAAUGGUCCUGAAGGAGUGCCAGUAGUGACUUCUGCUGAUGACCCUCCGACCCGUGCCGAUAUUCCAUUUCUCUGCAAUUCAGUUGAUGAAACCUGUGAAGCCACAGGGGACGACAGUGCUCCCUUGAAUGCUCAGAUAUGUACGGGUUUCUCUAAGUUGAUCAGCUUGGAGGUGAAGAAAGGCCUCCAGAAGUGCGCGACGUUCCCACCCUCGUCUGGUCAGCCUCAGCAGGAGGAUUGUUCAUGCUCCCAUGUAGGUGAUGGCCUCACGGGUGCUCCUGCUUUCUGGCGAUUUGUGUCCUUACCUAGCUCAGUUCCAAUUGUUUAAAGUUGCACAUGACCUGACAUC
Molecule: messenger RNA, 900 nt
Organism: Zea mays
Lineage: Eukaryota; Viridiplantae; Streptophyta; Magnoliopsida; Poales; Poaceae
Exons: 3
Coding region: 430-879 (149 amino acids)
Source: RefSeq, a predicted model, not a curated record